Siniperca chuatsi (mandarin fish) is the source of this 2217-nucleotide messenger RNA. It is a transcript of the gene obi1, whose product is annotated as ORC ubiquitin ligase 1. Gene Ontology annotation, biological process: regulation of DNA replication; protein monoubiquitination. The record is from RefSeq and is a predicted model, not a curated record. Gene Ontology annotation, molecular function: ubiquitin-protein transferase activity. Lineage: Eukaryota; Metazoa; Chordata; Actinopteri; Centrarchiformes; Sinipercidae. The transcript has 6 exons. Bases 132 to 2111 code for a protein of 659 amino acids.
UCCUUUUAGGCUUCUCGGCUUUCCGUAGUUCUGAGACUGGGCGCGCGGCGAAGCGGGUCCUGGUAGGAAAUUUGGAUCUCCUCAGGGAAAGUGUGUUUUGUGUGUGUGUUUGCUGUGUAUUCCUUCAAAGCAUGGCUCUCAACUUUCAGACAUCCACCCUUUCUCUGACUUUGCCGAUUUCGUGCCAGAUAUGUCUCGGAAAGGUCAGGCAGCCGGUCAUUUGUGCCAACCACCACGUGUUCUGUUCGUCCUGCAUGGAUACAUGGUUGAAGAAAGCUAGCCAAUGUCCCACCUGCAGAGUCCCCAUCACAGCAGACAACCCCUGCAGAGAAAUCAUCGGAGGCACAAAUGAGAGUGAUCACAGUGAUAGCCCUUCCAUGAGGAAAUGUCUCAGAAAAACCAGAGGAGAACUGCUUUUACGGGAGUAUGAGGAGGAAAUUGAAGGGCUCAUCAGAGAAAACGAGGAGCUGAAAACAAAAAAUCAAAGUCUGGAGUCACAACUGAAGACUGCUUUGGAUCCCUGCAGCAUUAAUACAGUGCAAACAGAUGACAAAAAAGUUGACCCCUAUGUCCUGGAAGAAUGGACAAACAAGCUGCGAGCUGCCACAGAUGUUUGCGAUAAAGUAAAGCAGGACAUGGACAAGCUUAAGGAGGCAAAUAAGGCGUUACGAUCUCAAAAUGUCGACCUUGUACAAGAGAAUAUGAGACUGAAAGCAGAGGUGGUGAGCAGAUCUCCUCAGAAGUUCGGUCGUUACACAGUGGCAGCACUGGAAUCUAAAAUCCAGCAGUAUGAGCGUGAUGUGGACCACUUGAAGAGGGCUCUGGAGCGCAGUGACCAGUACAUUGAAGACCUGGAGUCUCGGGUCAGUAAGUCUGAGAAGAGACGUCUUGAAGUGCAGGAGGCAUGUGGGAGUAGCAAGGCUGGGUCAGAAGUUUUCACACAGCAACAGAAAAUCAACAUGAUGAUGAGAAGCUUGAGUGACAACGAAAGGGAGUCAAUCUGUAGCAAUCCAGAGGCAGAAUGUCGAACAUUUUCUAGAAAUCACAGUUUGAUGUUCAUGCCAUCUGCAGAUCACAAAGAGUUGAAUACCAAUUUUACUGAAGACCAGAAAAAUGAGGACUUGGAAAGCAGCUCCUCUGACCUUUUGCCCACCACUCCGUCCUCUGCCUUCCGGUCCCUGACCCUGAGAAGCCCUGGCAUCCGUGAAAAGAAAGUUGCGUUUAAACCUGUGUCUUAUCUGAGGAGGCUUGAUUUUGAAGAAUUCCCUAGUCCUGGCAAGAGUAGCAGCACGAUGGAGAACCAAUUUACCAGCCUUGACAAAUUCCCCAAAGGCUUGCCUCCAGAUACUGACAUGAAACCCUCAAAGUCUGUCUGGGGUGGUUGGCAGAGAUCAAAAUCUAAUGAUCAGUCAUGUCCAAGUCCAAGUAAAGAAGGCUCAGUUAAAGGAGUCACAUCUACUCUUGUAGGUGAUGAGCCUGAUGGUUUCCACAUGUCCAGCGAGGCCUGCAUGGAUGCAGCUUACCUGGACAAAAUCUCAGAGUUGGACUCCAUGAUGCUGGAUGGAGAGAGUUCCAGUAGCCGGGGAUCACAGCUCUCCCUGGCUUCCUCCCCUCCCACAAACUUGGACAACACUCUCGUCCCAGAACCACAAACCUGCCCUGAAGUCAAACCUGUGAUACACUGCGACCAGAAGAACCACCCACCACAUGACAACAUGGAUGGCACCUUGAAUAACAAAGAGGCUCCAAAGGGCUCUGCAGAGGAAUGUUUUGCUGCACUGGCGUCAGAUAGGGAGAGCGGUGCCCGUGACCCUGGCUGUGCAGGGCAGGGAGCUCCCUCUCAGACUGAUGAACUGUCUUUUGAUUUGCUGUUUGAUUCACUGGAAGAGAAUAAGGCUGGUCCCUCUGGCUCUCUCAGUCCAGCAAGCCAAGACCAUGAUCAUGAUCAUGUAAACCCCUCCUCCUUCUCCUCCUCUUCCUCCAGCUGCACUGGUAAACCUGUGAACACAACAAGAGACAGACACGCACUGAACAUCAGCCAGCCAACAAAGAGAAAGUCUCACAGUCCCUUUAACACAAGCAGUCCCACAAAACUUUCAAAGCUCAUGUGAAGGUUUUAAAAACUGAACCUGUGUUCUCACUGUACCAUGCAAGGUGGUGUGUUUUGGUCAGGAAACAUUAACUCCAUGUUGCUUCAGAAUAAAUUUGUGAAUGAGA